AUGAACGACCUCGAAGAAGCGAUCCGGGUGUCUCGCCAGGCGGUCGCGGCCACUCCGGAUGACCAUCCUGAUCUCCCAAUAUUGUUGUAUAACCUUGGGAACAAGCUUCAAAGUCAAUAUGAAAAAACAGGACGGAUGGAUGAGCUUGACGAGGCGAUCCGCCUAUCUCGUCAGGCAGUUGAAGCAACUCCUAUCGAGAAUCCCAGCCUUACGGGAUGGCUAAGCACUCUCGGAAACAUGCUUGAAACUCGAUACGGGCGGACAGGACAUUUGGAUAACCUCGAAGAGGCCAUUCGAGUGUCUCGUCAGGCGAUUGAAGCAACUCCUGUUGGCCAUCCCGAUCUUCCAAUAUUUCUAAGCAACUUUGAGAACAAGCUACAAAUACGAUACGAACAAACAGGACGGAUGGGUGGCCUAGGUGAGGUGACUAGCCUAUCGCGUCAGACGAGUCAGGCCGCUCCUGAUGAUCUGAGGCCUCCGCCAUCUGACUCGGCCCAUAUGCACAACCGAUACGUAUUUUCUCCAUACGGAGGUUCCUACUACCCUCCAUCAAAGUAUGCUGAUCUAUCGGAAACUCCACGAGAGCGAACUAUGUCCCGCCACCGGGUGUCCCGCCCGCGUCCAUCCUCCUCGUUCCAUAGUAACCCGCCUACAGUUGACUCGGGCACCUACUCACCCUUGUACGGCGACAAUGAGCCUGUGGAGCGUCCUGUGGAGCGUGGUACCUCACGAGACGGAUAUGGCCGCGCCGUAGCAGCGUACAUACAAGACCCAGACGAAGACUUCUACCGCAUGCCACCAACAAUACCCCUUCCAAUGCCCAAGGUGAAGGGUAAGGCCGCCCCGCAGAUUCAUGAGGCGAGACACUUUAAGCCACACGAGGCCCAAACGAGCCCUGCUAUGCCCUCGCAGCGUCGCCCAUCCAGAAGUAUGGACCGGGACAUAGAGCGAUAUCGAUAUCUGGACAGAUUUAACAUAGGGGAUCUUAAAGCAGAGCUGCCUGUGGUGUCGGAUCGAUCUUAUAGUCAAAUGUCAAGGGAGACUGCCCUGUUAGAGAGAGCCAACAGCCUACGGGAUAGCCACAGAAGAUCUACGUCCUACCAGGAUAAUCGACGUGGUGCCCAGGUAGCUGUGGCAAGCUCUAAGCGGCGGCAGCCAACCACGUACAACUACAAGGAUGAGCCAUCAAGCAAUAUGGGCGACAAUCUAGAAGAUCGUGACCAUGAAAUAAAGAACUACCAGGCAGCACGGUCUGGCCGAAACCCGACUGACGGUGAGCCUUCCUCCGCAGAGGCCAUGCUCCCCAAGGCAACCACCAAUCGCCAGGGUCAGAGGAGCCGGUCUAAUAGCAGCGGUGGCAGCGGUGGCAGCGGCACAGACGAAGAAACGGAAGAAGACAAGGAAACGACUCUCUUAGCAAAUGGAGUGAAGAUGGGAUUUGACCGCAAAACGAUUGAAGAACAAACCAUCAACAUUCUUGCCGGGGAGACCCACAACGCCAUACGAUUGAACAUCGCUGGUGGGCGCCGACCCAAGCAGUAUGUCACUAGAUCUAACCUUGACUAUGCGGGCGGUGCAAGCCGCCGGGAGUUUGAAGAUUUACGACGAACCCGAGGAGACAGUCGUUCGGAGCGUGGACUCCGCCGUUCUAGCCAGUCUACCUACGGAAGUACCCGCACGAUGCACCAAAGUCAAUACGGACAAACACGGCGGAUAAACAGCAUCGAAGAGGCGAAACGCUUGUCACCCCAGGCGGUCGACCCUGGUCAUAAAGCUACCAGUCCCGAAAUGACCCACGAAAUCAGCAGCAGCCAAGCUACGGGUGAUAGAAUAGUGGACAAGCGUCUACCAGGCUCAGACAGAGAUCCAGGUUACGCAUCUAUGUUGCAUACUACAACGUCGACAGUAUCCUCGGAACCAGCAUCUCCCGUCAAUUUUGAAAUGUUGCCUUCUGAACAACCCAGCAAGAUUGAGCAUAUAGAUGACCACGAAAUUCAGUCCCCCGUGUCUGACAUUGAUAAAAUCGGCUCGCAAAAGUCCGAUGAAACCGCUUAUGAAGAAAAGACAGGCAAAGCUCUUUUACGGGUUUUCCUGGCCGAAGACCCUCUUUUCAGAACACUGUGUGAGAAGGCUAUACUGCAGAUGGGCCAAAAUCGAUUUGCAAAGAAUAUGAGGCGCUUACUAAAAUCCUACUACAAAAACCUCUCUGUAGAAGCGGAGAGCGAGGCUGAGAGAGCCGCCGCAAAGCUGCUACGGAGUAGGCAAGGAAGACAACGGAUCAGCCAGCAACUUGCUGUUUAUAUCCUUCAACAAAACGACGAAAACUGGAUUGUCCACAGACCGGAUCUUCAAGUUGCUCCAGAAGAUAAGAAUAGGGUCGAAGCAUGGCUAACAUGCAACUCCGAAAGGCCACUGUCUGUUCUCGAAUAUGAAGCUCCAACGCCUGGGAUUGAAUCUUCGACCUCAUGUUCUGAAAGCGACUCCGAUGUAGACGAAUUCCCAAAUGUCUCCGAUUUGAAACUUACCUUGAGAGGAGCUUGGUCAUUCCAGACUCUUCUCAGGGAUUUCAUGUUGCUUUUUUUGUCUCCUGAGUUAAAGACUGUGCUUCUGUCGAUCCCUAAGCGUCAUAUAUGGUUGUCAGAGGCACAGGACCUGUCGUUCGUGAAUUGGGUAAAAGUAUGGAUAGAAGACAGGACUGAAACAACAUGGAAUUGGUGGCCGCUCGAGUCAGCAAAGCAACCACUGAAGGAUGGCGAAUCUCGAAUGUUCUGGAUAUGUGUAAGUUCAAACGUCCUCGUAUGCGAAGAAAAAUACUGA
Molecule: messenger RNA, 2817 nt
Organism: Penicillium hordei
Lineage: Eukaryota; Fungi; Ascomycota; Eurotiomycetes; Eurotiales; Aspergillaceae
Exons: 1
Coding region: 1-2817 (938 amino acids)
Molecular function (GO): protein binding
Source: RefSeq, a predicted model, not a curated record